Molecule: messenger RNA, 1069 nt
Organism: Phalaenopsis equestris
Lineage: Eukaryota; Viridiplantae; Streptophyta; Magnoliopsida; Asparagales; Orchidaceae
Product: transcription repressor OFP1-like
Exons: 1
Coding region: 206-1069 (287 amino acids)
Biological process (GO): negative regulation of DNA-templated transcription
Molecular function (GO): DNA binding
Source: RefSeq, a predicted model, not a curated record
CUUUACACUUUCUUGCUUUCAUCGCCUUUCUAGCUAAUAUACCAGCCAAGUUGAAAGGCAACAGCGCCACAAGGGCGUUAUUUAUUAGUUUCUGAUUCCUUCUUUGAAUUGUAGAAAGAAGCUUUGAGAAAGACAGAAAGGGAAAGAAAAAACAAGUUUAUGCCUCCUCUUUUUCCUUGCUUCUAAUUUUUUGUGAAUCCUAUUCAUGGGGAGGUGGAGAUACAAAUUCAGAGCUUUCCGACUAUCCGAAAUGAUGCCAAAUUCAUGGCUCAAUAAGCUGAGGGACAUGAGAAUCAGAAGAAGCAAAGGUAGCAGAAAAGUUCAGAAUUCCAUGAAAACCGGAAGAUCCUUUGAAAACCAAAAGCCAAGCCGAGAAGCGCCACAAAAGCAAGCAUAUGACCCAAACAGACCGUCCAAUUAUAUUCCAAGCGGAAACAGAGUAGAAAAACUUCCUUAUUCUCCCACGCCUUUCGAUAAACCGAGAAAAACCAAGCCAAAUAUUCGUAAGAAUCCGCUGAGCACUCAAAACAAGCACAUCUCUUCCUCUCUGUCUUCCAUUAAUAAUUCCAAAGAACAGAGCUCCUCCUUUCCAAGCUCAGAGCCAGCCCAUGAAACUCCUCUGCACCACUUGGACGGUGUCUUAUUCUCUACUGAUUUUAAUCUUUCCAUUAUUCUUCCUCCUAUAGUGACUAAGCCCAUCAAGAAAGCGACACAUGAACCCGACAUAGCAGCUGGACAACCAAUCCACGUAAGGAGGUUAUACACGUCCCAAACUCCACGAAAUAAGAUGCGAUUGAAUUCACCCAGGCUAGCAAAGAAGAGGCUACGACAGAAGAACGGGUUGGCUGAUAGCUUCGUGGUGGUCAAGUUUUCGUCAGACCCGGAAAGUGACUUCAGAGAAUCCAUGCUAGAGAUGAUCUUUCAGAACAAUCUUUGGGCUUCGAAGGAUUUGGAGGAGCUUCUCUCUUGCUAUCUUUAUUUCAAUUCGGACGAGUAUCACGAUCUCAUCGUGCAGGCUUUCAAGCAAAUCUGGUUUGAUCUUACUGUCAUGAACCUGCAAUACAAGUAG